AAAAAAAGUUGGCCGACACAAUGGGGAAAAUUAUUUUCUACGAAGACAGGAACUUCCAGGGCCGCUCCUACGAGUGCAGCAGCGAGUGCUCCGACCUGCACUCCCACUUCAGCCGCUGCAACUCCAUCCGAGUGGACAGCGGGGACUGGAUGGUCUACGAGAGGCCCAACUACACGGGCUACCAGUACUUCCUGAGGAAGGGCGACUACCCCGACUACCAGCGCUGGAUGGGCUUCAACGACUGCGUGCGCUCGUGCCGCAUGAUCCCUUCGCAGCAGCAGGGCUCCCACCGGAUGAUGAUCUACGAGCGGCCGGAGUUCGGCGGCCAGACGGCGGAGCUGACCAGCGACUGCCCCUCCCUGUACGAGCGCUUCCACUUCAGCGACGUCCACUCCUGCAGCGUGAAGGACGGCCACUGGAUCUUCUACGAGCACCCCCACUACCGGGGGCGCCAGUACCUGGUGCGCCCCGGCGAGUACCGGAGGUUCAACGAGUGGGGGAGCAUGACGCCCAGGGUGGGGUCCAUCCGGAGGAUCACCGUGUGAGAACGCU
Messenger RNA from Salarias fasciatus (jewelled blenny), 552 nucleotides. Its product is annotated as gamma-crystallin M2-like. The coding region runs from base 21 to 545 and encodes 174 amino acids. Gene Ontology annotation, biological process: visual perception; lens development in camera-type eye. Gene Ontology annotation, molecular function: structural constituent of eye lens. The record is from RefSeq and is a predicted model, not a curated record. The transcript has 3 exons. NCBI's taxonomy places the organism in Eukaryota, Metazoa, Chordata, Actinopteri, Blenniiformes, Blenniidae.